Molecule: messenger RNA, 1119 nt
Organism: Drosophila innubila
Lineage: Eukaryota; Metazoa; Arthropoda; Insecta; Diptera; Drosophilidae
Gene: GV1
Exons: 5
Coding region: 212-1105 (297 amino acids)
Source: RefSeq, a predicted model, not a curated record
UGAUGCUACCACAUUUGCUACUUUCAGUGUGGCCCGUGUCUCCAAUGUGUUUUGUCACGCUUUAAGCGCUGCCCUCGGUAACAAACACUUGUAACAACCACGAACAACGAACAUCAAUAGCAGCAGCAACAUCAACAACAUCAAAAACAAACAGAACAACCAAAAUCGGCUUAGAAGUUUUAAUUUUUAUUAAAAGUUUUCAAUUACAAAAAUGCAAUCAAUUCUCCUGCUGCUAGUCAUCUGCCUCGGUGCGAGCUGCCAAGCGAUACGCGUCGACUGGGGCACAAACACUGGACCGAUUGUGCCACCGCCGCCACGUACCACGCCCACACCGCCACGUCAGCCAUAUCGCGAACCGGCGCCAGUUUGGGAGGAUCAAAGUGAUGAUAUACCCAACCCGAAGCCAUAUGUCUAUGUGCUGCCGCCUCCGUCACGUCCACGCACUUGGAUCAUACCCGCCGGACCCUAUGCGCCGGCCAACUACAACAAUCUGCCGCCCAAGCGCAACUAUGGCGAUCUUUUGACUCCGUACAGCACACCAGGAGCUGGAGCUGGAGCGGGAACGGGAACUGUGAGUGUGCCCGCCUUGGCAGCACAAUAUGUGCCCGGAGUGGGCAUCAAGUACACUGCAAUUGUGCCUAAUAAGCUGCAGGGCAAAUACAAUGCAAAGACCAAGAAAUACAAGGCCUACGAGAAGGCCAAAUAUGCGCCAUGGAACUAUUUGCAGCUGCUGCCAGCGGAGGAGAAGCCGCUGGAUUGGCAAGCGCCGUUGAAGGAGCAGCAGAAGCAGGAGGCGGAGGCUGACGCUGAGACAGAGAUGGAGGAGUACAACGAAUUGCCACAACAGUCAGUCAGCUCCUCCACAACUGUAGCGCCCAGCAGCAGCCCAACUGCCGCGGCAGUUGCUUCAGAAAUAACAACAACGUUAGCAACAAGCACAACUACAACAUCCACAACACAAAAGCCAACAAUUACAACAACAACAGACAUAACAACUGUUAAGCUGGCACAUGAGAAGAGCGCCUAUCUGAAGAAGCACAACAAGCUGAAGAAGCUGAUCGAAAUGAUGCAGGCUCAAAACAACUCAUCUUUGACCUCAAGUUGAGCAUGCUAAAAAAA